CAUCACUGUCUCCAGUCUCUCCUGCAAGUUGCUCUGAGGAGUUGUCAGAACCGUGUGAACUAACUCUCUUUCUGGGAGACCAGUUCUUUCUCUGGCUGGCUCCAGGCUCCAACCUUUUCCUUCUCCCAGCAUUCCUUGGGUAAUUCCAAUUCCUCGGAGUCCAUUGCUUCAGUAGUCUGAUGGGCAAAGAGGGCAGCAGAGGCAUCUUUAGGACACCUUCACUCCUGCCAAGAAGUUCCCCGCUGACUCCCCCGCUCUCUUCCAGCCCCCCGAACCUCCAGUACACCUCCAAGAACCACUGCCGCUACAACUUCUGCACGCACCCAAAAUGACGCAACAGAAGGCAAUGGGAUGAAGAACAAGAGUGGCCUGGAUCUGCAAACCACAAUUGGGUUGGCAGUGGCUGCUGCUGGGUUCCUGGCUGGGGUUUUGGGAUUGAUAGUGUUCCUCAGGUGGAAAAGAAGACAAGGCCAGAGGACUAAAACUGAAACCCCAUCCAGGAAGCCAUUGGAAACCAGUGAGAAAUGUGAGAGUGCUGGCCAUGAAGGGCAAUGUAUGGACCCCAAAGAGAACUCCAAGGAUAAUAACAUUGUGUAUGCCUCCAUCUCCCUCUCAAGUCCAACCUCACCAGGAACAGCUCCCAGCCUACCUAUCCACGGGAACCACCAGGAAGAGACUGUGUACUCCAUCAUAAAGGCUAAAUGAGUGGGUCUAAGUGAUGCUCUUAGUCACCUUUGUUUCUAGUGGGAAGACUCCCAGCCUCCACUGAUACCACAGGCAGACACAGAAAUUCAUUCGUCAGAGAGUCUGACCACAGAGAAAGUUCCAGUUCCCUUUCUAACUUCCUAGGCCUUUCUCACAAAAAUAAAAAGAUCCACAGAAUCUGCCUAAAUGAAUCUAAGGAGAGAACUGAUGAGACCCUUGACUUCUGGCCCUCUAAGGACCCUCCUCUAUCACUUUUUCUAGCAGCGAUCCUAAAUGCUGGCAGGCAGACUCCAUGACAUGCACCCAGAUCAGUGAGUGUAAUAACCAGCUGGUUCCCAUGUCCCACUGCACUGGACAUCAGCCCAAACCCUAGAUAGAUAUGUGAGACAUGGAACUAAAAUAAACACCAGGUGGCUAAGGCAUUUGCCUAAGGCCAUGUAGCUCCCAGGAAAUAGCUCAAACCCAGACAUACUUUUCUGGAGGUUCCCCCAACUCUGGCUCUCACUGCUGUCCCCAGCUUCCUAUAGCCUCCAGAGAAGGCAGUUAGCCAUAGCAACACACACACACACACCAGCGCAGCAGUAAUGCCAGAGACCUGCUUUAUUAACACAGGCUGCAGGGCUGACUUGAACUGUUGAGCAGGUCAGCAUCCUCAACAGUUAACAGCUGCUCAGGAAGGCUGAGAGGCUCUCCGCGGCAGACAACAGCUGGGGGACCAGAGUACUCUACUCCUCAAAGAGGGCCGCCAGGAGCUCCUCUGAGCUGCCCCUCUGCUGCAACUCCCCUCUCUCUUCCGGCUCUCCAAUGUCUUCCAUGAGUUGCUCAAAGUCCAGGUCACUGGAACCAUCGUCAUCAGGAGGGAAACUUGCUGCCUCCUGUGUCAGGAGCACCUGGGGCCCAAGCCCUUCCUUUCCCAAUGGACAGGCCCCAUGCUGAGCUGGUGGGGUAGAGCACUUGGACACAAUUUUAAUUUCUUUCUCCUCAGAUAAGUUGAUGACUGAAGCCUUGUUUUCAGGAGCUUUAAAUUUCUUCUUAGGGCCUAAAGGGAAUAAGGGACAAAGUUAAGAGUCAACUUACCCUGACUUUUUACACCAGAUGUCUGAAUUCUUGUUUAAAACAUAUGAAAGAAUAAUCUUUAUCAAAAUAUGGGACAUGGGCUUUCAGGACACACUUGGAUUCUAGGCUUGUGUCAGCUGUGUGUUCAACAUGGAUGAUCAAUACAUCUGAAACCUGAGCCUCA
Molecule: messenger RNA, 1945 nt
Organism: Grammomys surdaster
Lineage: Eukaryota; Metazoa; Chordata; Mammalia; Rodentia; Muridae
Product: paired immunoglobulin-like type 2 receptor alpha
Exons: 5
Coding region: 352-705 (117 amino acids)
Molecular function (GO): MHC class I protein binding
Source: RefSeq, a predicted model, not a curated record